CAUUUACUUUUACCCUUAGUAGUCGCUGCGUGUUCUCCCGCGUCUGAGCAUUGAUAAAUUCUUAUUAAAUUUUCAUAAUCCGAUGAAAAGUCUCAUUGUACGUUCGAGCAGAUGUUAAUUGAGAGAGGUCGAUAUGAGUGAACAAAGGAAGAGAAUCAGGCACAGUCCUCGCCCCGAGAGGCCUUCAGACAGACGGACUCGGCAGAGAUUACCGGACGGAUUUGGAAUGGUGGCUCGUGCUACGAAACCUCCAAUGACGUUGCUUGAUGAAAACGUUAAUCGUGUACCAGAGAGUAGACAGCCCCAUAAAGUCGAUCAUCCUGGAUUCAAAGAGAGAAUCGAAAGAUUGUCCUCGAUGGAUGUGGCCACUGAGAAGGCCGAAAAGUCCGAGAAGUUAGUGGACGCUGGGAGACCCAUCCAAGUCAUCCUAGCCCAUCCAGAUCAUACAUUCGAGCUGGACGAGGAAGCACUCACUGAAAUUCUCCUCCAGGAUGACAUCAAAGAUCGCAGUGUCGUCGUUGUCUCAGUGGCCGGUGCCUUCAGGAAAGGCAAGAGUUUUCUUCUGGAUUUUUUCCUGCGUUAUAUGAACAGCAAGUACCUCCACAAGAUCGAUGAUGAUUCAUGGCUAGGCAGCGACGAAGAGCCCUUGAGUGGUUUCUCGUGGCGUGGGGGUUCUGAAAGAGACACAACAGGCAUUCUGAUGUGGUCAAAAGUAUUCCCAGGAACUCUCCAGAAUGGCGAAAAAGUUGCUGUCAUCUUGAUGGACACACAGGGUGCAUUCGACAGUCAAUCAACUGUCAGAGACUGUGCAACUGUGUUUGCUCUUAGUACAAUGCUGUCAUCGGUACAAAUAUUCAAUCUGUCCCAGAACAUUCAGGAGGACGACUUGCAGCAUCUGCAGUUGUUCACCGAGUACGGUAGAUUGGCACUGGAGAGAUCAGGGAGCACACCCUUUCAGAGGCUACAGUUCUUGGUGAGGGACUGGAGUUAUCCGUACGAGGCAAAUUAUGGUGCUGACGGUGGUCAGAAGAUCCUCCAGAGACGCCUGGAGAUCUCUGAUCGACAGCAUCCAGAGCUCCAGAGCCUGAGGAAACACAUUAAAUCCUGCUUCUCUGAUAUCUCCUGCUUCUUGAUGCCCCAUCCAGGUCUCAAAAUCGCUACGAAUCCGAAAUUCGAUGGCAGACUAGCGGAAAUUGAAUCUGAUUUCAAACAACAGUUGAGGGUACUCAUCCCCACUCUUUUGGCACCUGAGAAUUUGGUCACCAAGAAAAUUAAUGGACAGACGGUGAGGGCUAGAGAACUUCUGGAAUACUUCAAGAGUUAUAUCAGAAUUUAUAAGGGGGACGAAUUGCCAGAGCCCAAGAGCAUGCUCGUCGCCACUGCCGAGGCUAAUAAUCUCUCAGCUGUUGCUGAUGCUAAAGAUCUGUAUUUGCAAAUGAUGGAGUGCGUUUGUGGUGGUACCAAGCCGUUUUUGGCGACUGCACACUUGGAGUCGGAGCAUCAGAGAUGCGUCGAUAAGGCACUACAUCAGUUUGUUAAUAAGAGGAAAAUGGGAGGGGAUGAGUUCAGUCAGACGUACAUGGAAAAACUCAUGAAGGAUAUGGAUGAGUCUUUCCUGCAAUUCAAAGCCCACAACGAGAGCAAAAAUAUAUUCAAAGCAGCAAGAACACCAGCAGUAUUCUUUGCUAUUGCUGUUACGACGUAUAUACUCUCCGGUGUAUUUGGAUUAGUUGGACUUUACACACUCGCAAAUAUUUGUAAUCUCAUCAUGGGCAGUAGUCUCCUCACGCUCGUCCUGUGGGCUUACAUAAGAUAUAGUGGAGAGUUUAGGGAAAUUGGUACACAAAUCGACGAUCUAGCCAGUGCUAUGUGGGAAAACCUCAUGAAACCGGUUUAUCAGCAGUUCGUCGAAAAAUCAGUAUCUGUAGCUGUUGCCCAGGCGGCGGAAAUAGCGACAAAUACGACAUUGAAUGCAACUGCACUAAAUGGCAAGACGAAAGUAUCGUAAAUCGAAAAACAAAAUAAUCUCCAUCCCUCAUUACAUUCGACUUUCAAUAUAUAUUUUCUUCAAAUCCAUCAAAUUCUGAUUCAUACAUUAUCGCAUGAUCUACGGGACACUGAACGAAAUUUUCAUGUCGCUCGAGGAAGGAAAAAUGUAAGAAAAUUGUUGCGAUCUUUUUUAUAUAAAAAAACAAAUGCUAAAAUAUGAACAAUGUAACUAAACCUCUUAUUGGAGAUAUUAUUGUGAAUUUAUGUACAGUAUUUCCUGAUUACGAAUCAGUGCGUUAGAUUUGUUGAACAAAAGAAAAAUUGAUGAAAAAAAGCAUCAGAAGAUGAAAAUUAAUAUUUAUCUCAUCAUUAACUAAGAUUGUUAUAGGAAUAAAAAGUCUCACCGAAAAAUUGAAAAUUUAUUGAGAUAAAAUUGGAAAAAUUCUAGAAAUUCAAAAAACGAAAGACGAACAAAUUUUUUCGGCAUUUACUACGAAUUGUUCGCUUGUUUCAGAAUUUUCAUAAAAACCUAAACGAGGGUUUUAUCGCGUUACUGUGUACAUAGGUAACUCUAAUGAUUAUGUUAACAAUGUGCCAGAUUUACAUUCAGGAAUUUUUAAGUUAUUUCUCAUUGAAAAGUCCCGUAAAUUUAUUGGAACAUUUUUUACAUGCCAUGUUUAUAUUCUGUUGCAAGAUAAAAUUAAAUAUAAUGAGACAUUACUGAUUGUUCAUCUUGACAGCAGAACAAUCAACUUCUUUCGAAUAUCUUAAUGAGUUGAAAUUCACUUUAUUGUUUACUUCUCUAUAAUCGAGGUGAGGAAGAUAUCUUGCCAAUUAUUUAAGGAGGUCCUCGACUUUUCAGUUGUAGAAUCGAAGAUUUUUUUUCUGAUAGUAAAAUGUGGGGAAUAAAAAAGAGUUAACUCUACUCUCCCAUUGAUUUUAGGACGUAAUACAUAUAACGAAAAAUAAUGCAUCAUUUUUCUUUGAUUUUUUAAAUGCAGCAUCAACACAGGGUGCCAUUCAACUGUUGGUUAUCUGGUUGUUUUUUUUCGUUAUUUAGAAUGUUUGUUUUCUAUUGAUGGAGGAAUAUAUUAUUCAUCUCGUACUUUCUUCCUUUCCGUUGAAAGGUUCAAAGAGCUUUCACACAAUUAAUUGAAGUUUAUUUCGCAUUCGUGUUAGCAUUCGUUGAUGUGUCGAUGACUUUAAUUGUAAAGGAAACAUCAGGUAGAAUGUAGAAUGUGAUCUUAAAUAUAUGAUUUAUUAUGGUUUUAUCGAUGUGUUAAAGUUCAAUGUUCUAUUCGUAACGAUAAUUUUUUCACGAUCAUUCUGAGUGGAUGAUGUAACAGCUCACUUUUAAUGUUUAAAGCUCAUUUUAUCGCAUACGGUUGGAUAGUAAAAACUAUUAACACGAGGGUAACAAAAACGAAGUUUAGGGGUUUUCAGUGGAUUUAUUACCGGAUUCAGGUGUUCUAGAUCCAAUAUUGAUCAUUUUUCUUCGUGUUGCAGAAAUGAAAAAUAAUUUCGAAAAAAAGCAGAUAUGUAAAACGUUUUAAAUCUUAACUGUGGUGUAAGUCGCAAAUGGGUAGUCAAUAAAUCUGUAUUUUUAUAUUAAUGAA
Messenger RNA from Diachasma alloeum, 3605 nucleotides. It is a transcript of the gene atl, whose product is annotated as atlastin. The record is from RefSeq and is a predicted model, not a curated record. Gene Ontology annotation, molecular function: GTP binding; GTPase activity. The transcript is spliced from 7 exons. Gene Ontology annotation, biological process: endoplasmic reticulum organization; protein homooligomerization. Bases 134 to 2008 code for a protein of 624 amino acids. Lineage: Eukaryota; Metazoa; Arthropoda; Insecta; Hymenoptera; Braconidae.